UCAGAUGUUUAGCAGAUUCACUUUGGAUCCUCGCCAUCAUUUCUGCCGUGCUCUGCUCUGUCUUUUUGGUCUUUUUUCUUCCCCUCCAUCGGCCGGGUUCGUGAUAUUUUUUGCGGCUCUCUCGAUGUUGUAAUCCGGGGGAAUAUGUGAAGAUCAUGCUGGCGGUGUGGUGCUUCAUGGUCUUUGCGGCAGUGGGCGAGAGGCUUGCAGUCUCAGGUGAGGACAGGAGCCCGGUGCAGGAUGGAGACAUGUGGGACUGGUUUACCCCGGCCGGGUGGCGGGACAGCGGUGACACUACGGCCGAGGUCACCUAUCCGAAGCGGCUGGUGCAGCAGAUCAAGUCGGAGGAGGAAAUGGCUCACGACCACUUGGAUACCAGGGUGAAGAACAGCACUGGGGACACGUUGCCUGUCCACUUGGCUCAGAGCUGUUUCCAAGUGGAAGCCUUUGGACACACCUUCACUCUGGACCUGGAGCUGAACCACCACCUCCUGUCUUCAGAAUAUGUGGAGCGGCACUUUAACCAGGAUGGCAGACCCUCGCAGUCUGUGGGAGGGGAGCACUGCUACUACCAGGGAAGGUUAAGAGGUUUACCAGAGUCCUGGGCAGCUGUCUCCACCUGCCACGGCCUGUGCGGGAUGUUCUCUGAUGGCUUCUUCUCUUACGGGAUCGAGCCGGUGCACAAUGGGACCAAUCAGGGUGAUGGCGCUCACUUAAUCCGCAGGAUGCCUGAUAUCAGACUGUCCCCCCUCUGCGCAGACUGUACAGAGGACAGUGAGUGGGAUAGCACGGGAGGUGACGGCGAUGGCGCCAGGCCAGACCAAACGAGGGAGCAGCAGGUGUCCGGGGGGCUGAAGCGCUCCAAGAGAUUUGUGCGCAAGCCCUCUGUCCAGACUGAGACCAAAUACAUUGAGUUGAUGGUGGUCAACGACAAUGAAAUGUUUGUACAGCUGCGUCGCUCAACUAGCCAAACCAAGAACUUUGCCAAAGCAGUGGUCAACAUGGCAGAUGCGAUCUACAAGGAGCAGCUGAACACGAGGAUCGUGCUGGUUGCCAUGGAGACCUGGGGCCCUAAAAAUAUGAUGCCAGUAGUUGAAGACCCAUUGAUAACGCUGCAGAACUUCAUGAAAUACAGGAAAGACAACAUCAAAGAGCAGAGUGAUGUCGUCCAUCUUUUCUCAGGGCGUAAUUUUCACAGCAGCCGCAGUGGGACGGCCUACACAGGAGGAGUGUGCUCUCUAACCAGGGGAGGAGGAAUCAACGAGUACGGGAAUGUCGGUGCAAUGGCCAUCACUUUGUGCCAGAGUCUUGGACAGAACAUCGGGAUGAGGUGGAACAACGCCCGUAACUCUGCAGGAGACUGCAGGUGCCCAGACACCUGGCUGGGCUGCAUCAUGGAAGACACGGGAUACUAUCUGCCCAGAAAGUUUUCUCGCUGCAGUGUUGACGAGUACAUCCAGUUCUUACUCCAGGGGGGCGGGAGCUGCCUCUUCAACAAGCCCAACAAGCUGUUGGAUCCUCCAGAGUGUGGGAAUGGCUUCGUGGAGCCAGGGGAGGAGUGUGAUUGUGGAUCCCAGGUGGAGUGUGCCCGCAAUGGAGGAGCCUGCUGUAAAAAGUGCACACUUACCCAUGAUGCCAUGUGCAGUAAUGGACUCUGCUGCAGUGGCUGCAAGUAUGAGCGGAGGGGCGUGGUGUGUCGAGACGCUGUGAACGACUGUGAUAUCCCGGAGACCUGCACCGGAGACUCCAGCCAGUGCCCUCAUAAUGUCCACAAGCUGGAUGGCUACAUGUGUGAUACCAGUCAGGGCCGAUGUUACGGUGGACGAUGCAGGACACGUGACGGACAGUGUAGGGGACUUUGGGGCUAUAAUUCAGCAGACAGGUUUUGUUACGAGAAGCUGAAUGCUGAGGGGACAGAAAAAGGCAACUGUGGUCCAGGUCCUGAAGGCCAGGGCUGGCUGCAGUGCAACAAGCCUGAUGUUUUAUGCGGCUUCUUGUUCUGUGCCAACGUGACAACAAAGCCAAAGUUCGGAGACCUGCAGGGCGAGGUGACCAGCUUCACUCUCUACCAUCAAAACAAAUACCUGGACUGCAGAGGUGGCCAUGCUCUGCUGGAGGAUGGCUCUGAUCUGGGCUAUGUGGAGGAUGGCGCUCCCUGUGGCCCCAACAUGAUGUGUUUGGAGCGACGUUGCCUCCCUGUGGCGGCGUUCAACCUCAGCACCUGUGCAGGAUCCAACUUUGGGCGCAUCUGUUCCGAACCCACGACCUGCAGUAACGAGGUGAAGUGUAUCUGCGACAGGGACUACACAGGGAAGGACUGCAGCGUCUUUGAUCCCAUCCCUGAGCCUACAGUCCCAACGGGCCCCGAGAAGAAAGGUCCCAGUGGCACCAAUAUCAUAAUAGGGUCCAUCGCAGGUGCUAUUCUCCUGGCAGCUAUAGUCCUAGGGGGAACAGGAUGGGGAUUUAAGAACAUUCGAAGAGGAAGAUCUGGUGGCGGAUAAGACGUCUGUCUGUGUUUCUGUCUCUAUGUCCUGUCUGUUCUCGUCUUCCUCCUCCCACUGUGUCAUUUCCACGUCAGAGAAGAGGGGAACAAAAAAAAAAAAAAAAAAGUCUUCCACUCCUGUCGCAAAAUCUCUCCAAACCUCUUCUGAUAAUUGUGUCUUCUACACUCCCCCCGUCUACUCCUUGUUGUCUAUCCUCCUGCCGGGCUCUGCCCUCCUGUGGGCCUGUGGAGCUCCUCUCACCUCUCACCAGCCAAAUCAUACUCGUGUGGCCGCUGCCAGCCGGCCACUGACGAUUGUGUCCGGGGCCAAUACCUAAAGCGAGCAGGUGGCUCUCCCUGCGGGAGACACCGGGGUCUUCCUCCAGUCCAGUGGCUCUCAGAAUGUGCUUCGGUGUCUGUGUACCUACUUUCCUCACAUCUCGGACAGUCUGAUAAAGAACAUAUCAACGUUGGACCAAUUUAAUAUGAGACUUGUAUUUCCAAUGCCUGCCUGCACACACUCUUACCUGGCCACCACUUGAGUCCCUGCUAAGUGCAGGACAAGAGCACAGACUGGACAUCUAACAGCCUGAAACAUGUCACAGGAGUUGAAUAGUUUCCUUU
Messenger RNA from Seriola dumerili (greater amberjack), 3106 nucleotides. RefSeq names its product disintegrin and metalloproteinase domain-containing protein 11-like. Gene Ontology annotation, molecular function: metalloendopeptidase activity. The transcript is spliced from 26 exons. Lineage: Eukaryota; Metazoa; Chordata; Actinopteri; Carangiformes; Carangidae. The record is from RefSeq and is a predicted model, not a curated record. Gene Ontology annotation, biological process: proteolysis. The coding region runs from base 156 to 2501 and encodes 781 amino acids.